CAGCGAGAGUUGCAAACACUCAGCACACUCGAGCACCCCAACAUUGUCAAGUUGAUCGGUGCUAGUUCGCUGUCCGAUCAAGUCAUCCUCUUGACUGAAUUUUGCAAUGCCGGAAGUCUAUUUAGGGCCCUUCAUGACAUGCAAGAGGUCGUGUACGAAAUGCCUUGGGUAUGCCGUAUCUCACGUGAAGUAGCCAGUGGAAUGGCGUACCUACACUCGCAGCACAUCCUUCAUCGAGACCUCAAGAGCCAGAACGUCUUGUUGCACAGCACGGUGCAUGCCCGCAUCUGCGAUUUUGGCCUCGCUAAACAAUCAGACCACAUGACGAAGAUGACGGGCACGCCCGGCACGCCGGCCUGGAUGGCUCCUGAAGUCAUUCGAGCUGAACCCAGUGGCAUGCCCAGCGAUGUGUACAGCUUUGCCAUUGUUCUCUGGGAGAUUGUUUGUCGACAAGUGCCUUGGCAGGGCAUGGAAGCGACCCAAGUGCUAUUUGCCGUGGCUGCCUUCAAUAAGCGGCCCCCUAUCCCACAAGAUUGUCCCGCUAAUUUGCAAGAGCUCAUCCGGGCUUGCUGGGAC
Messenger RNA from Monosiga brevicollis MX1, 576 nucleotides. RefSeq lists its product as uncharacterized. The transcript is spliced from 5 exons. The annotation marks the transcript as partial. Gene Ontology annotation, molecular function: ATP binding; protein kinase activity. Gene Ontology annotation, biological process: protein phosphorylation. The record is from RefSeq and is a predicted model, not a curated record. NCBI's taxonomy places the organism in Eukaryota, Choanoflagellata, Craspedida, Salpingoecidae.